This is a messenger RNA of Manihot esculenta (cassava), 730 nucleotides long. Its product is annotated as eukaryotic translation initiation factor 5A-like. Gene Ontology annotation, biological process: positive regulation of translational elongation; positive regulation of translational termination. Lineage: Eukaryota; Viridiplantae; Streptophyta; Magnoliopsida; Malpighiales; Euphorbiaceae. The record is from RefSeq and is a predicted model, not a curated record. The coding region runs from base 72 to 551 and encodes 159 amino acids. Gene Ontology annotation, molecular function: ribosome binding; RNA binding; translation elongation factor activity. The transcript has 5 exons.
GUAACGAUUUUCCUUCCAUUUUUGGGUGGUUUCUCCAAAAAGAAAAAAGGAAAAAAAAAUCCCUAACGAAUAUGUCCGACGAGGAGCACCAUUUCGAGUCCAAAGCCGACGCCGGAGCGUCCAAGACCUACCCGCAGCAAGCCGGUACCAUCCGCAAGAACGGCUACAUCGUCAUCAAGAAUCGCCCUUGCAAGGUCGUUGAAGUUUCAACCUCCAAGACUGGAAAGCAUGGGCAUGCUAAGUGCCAUUUCGUUGGAAUAGACAUCUUCAAUACCAAAAAGCUUGAAGAUAUUGUUCCCUCCUCCCAUAACUGUGAUGUUCCCCAUGUCACUCGUACUGACUACCAGCUAAUUGAUAUUUCUGAGGAUGGAUUUGUGAGUUUGCUUACUGAAAAUGGGAACACUAAGGAUGACCUGAGGCUACCAACUGAUGAGAAUCUUCUGUCUCAGAUCAAGGAUGGGUUUGCUGAGGGAAAAGACCUUGUUGUGACAGUCAUGUCUUCAAUGGGAGAGGAGCAGAUCUGUGCUCUUAAGGACAUUGGCCCAAAGUAAUUACUCAAUGAUUUGCAGAUGGUGGUUGCAAUUUGAGCGAGAAGGAUUUUGUAAAAGCUAUUAUAGCUUGCCAUUUACAAACUUAAAGAGUAGACUAGUUAAAAUGCUACGGAUGGGUUUAAUAUCAAAACUGGAAACAGAAUUUAUAUUAUGGCGUGGUAUUUGUGUUUUGCAGUUCC